AUGCAUCCUCACCUGCACACCAAGGACAACUUCGAGUGCGAAGACAUCAUGGUCGCCCUCGAAGAGUGCCACGCAAAGGGCUUCAUGUUCAAGUCCCUCGGUGGCUGCAACGACGCAAAGGACAAGGUCAGCGAGUGCCUCCGCGGCGCGCGCGCAAGGCGCACCGAGGCCAACCGGGCUGCUGCGAGGGCCAAGAGGGAGGAGCGCGAGAACCGGAUAAAGGAGCUCAACAAGUCGCUCGGUCUCGAUUAG
Colletotrichum abscissum is the source of this 252-nucleotide messenger RNA. RefSeq lists its product as uncharacterized. The coding region runs from base 1 to 252 and encodes 83 amino acids. The record is from RefSeq and is a predicted model, not a curated record. Lineage: Eukaryota; Fungi; Ascomycota; Sordariomycetes; Glomerellales; Glomerellaceae. Gene Ontology annotation, cellular component: mitochondrion. The transcript has 2 exons.